GUAUUCUCCAACUGACGUGUCGUAUUGGAUUGUUGUUGGGAGAAGCACGGUGGUUGUUUAGAUGCCAUUUCUUUAACUAGCCGACAGGUUCUACCACCAGACAGUUGAAACGAUGGCGGAACCCAGCAGGCAGGACAUUUCUGCCAUUUUCAAGCGACUGCGCUCCUUUCCUACGAAUAAGGUUUGCUUCGACUGUGCAGCUAAAAACCCCAGCUGGGCCAGCAUCACCCACGGGGUGUUCCUCUGCAUAGACUGCUCUGGGACUCACCGGUCUUUGGGAGUGCACCUGUCCUUUAUUAGGUCCACUGAGCUGGAUUUCAACUGGUCAUGGUUCCAACUUAGAUGUAUGCAAGUUGGAGGCAAUGCCAGUGCUAUUGCAUUUUUCAAUCAACAUGGGUGCACAGCUAGUGCCGCUAAUGCCAAAUACAACAGCCGUUCUGCCCAGCUGUACAGGGAGAAGAUCAAAAAUUUAGCCACACAAGCUACCAGACGUCAUGGCACUGAGUUGUGGCUAGAUAGUCAGGGUCCUCUUUCUCCAACAUCACCAGAGGACAAGCAGGUGGACUUCUUCAGUCUGCUUUCGCAGGAUGUACCAGAAAAUCUGAACAUGGCCAAAAUGAGUCUCAGCACCUGCUCCUCAGAAAAGCCUUCAACCCUGGAAAAAGAUGAAGAUAGAAAUGGAAAUUCAGAAGAAGGUCCAAAUGUAGAAUUACUAAGUGUUUCCCCAAAAGCAAACCCAGAGCCUUCAUCACUUCUAAAAAAGAAGCCAGCUGCUGCCAAGAAAACGCUGGCUUCUAAGAAAGGCGGACUGGGUGCUCAGAAGGUCAGCAGCAAGAGUUUCUCUGAGUUGGAGAAGGCGGCUCAGGCUGCGGACAAACUCAGAGAGAAAGAAGAGAGCUCUGGCGCCGGUGCCAAGAGGAAUAUCACACCCGAGGAGUCCAUUGCUCCGUCCAUGCGUCUGGCCUAUAAAGAUUUAGAGCAGCAGAGGAAAAUUGAGGAGCAGAAGCUGAAGGGAUUGGAGGGGAAGAAGAAGGAGCAAGCUGAAAGACUGGGCAUGGGUCUAGGCAUCAGGAGCGGAGUUUCUCACUCUGUUAUGUCAGAUAUGCACACCAUCCAACAGGAGACUCCGCUUGGAGCCAAGACCACCAAAGGCCGGAGAUUUACUGAGGAAGAUGAGUAUGAAGGGACAUUUAGCUCAAGGACGCUGUCACGGUUUGAGGAUCAGACAGACCCCUCUGAUGGUUUCUCUGUGCGGUGGGGAGGUGAUGGUGGCAACGGAGGAGGAUGGAUGAAGGAGAGCAAGAAACCAGAGUCAGACUUCUUCUUGUCCUCCGCCAUGUCUUCAUUUGAUGACAGGCCGGUUUCCAGGAAAAAAGCUGACUUGGCACCCGUCUCGGAUUCUGGAGAAGCUCGGAAAAAGUUUGGAAAUGAAGUCAAAGCCAUCUCUUCCGACAUGUAUUUUGGAAAACAAGACAACUCUGAGUAUGAAACCAGGACCCGACUGGAGAGAUUUGCAGGGAGUGCUGCAAUAAGUUCAGCUGACCUUUUUGAUGAACCAAAGAAAGAAACUGGGAGUUCAUAUCGUCUGAGCAACGUGCUGCCCAGCGCUCCUGACAUGUCGCAGCUUAAACUCGGCGUGCGCUCAGUUGCAGGGAAGCUGUCGGUCAUGGCUAGUGGCGUAGUCAACACUAUUCAGGACCACUACAAUUCCUAAGUGACGAUGUGGAUGUAAAUAUAAUUUCCGAAGAACUCUCACCUUUUAAAGAGACAUCGAUGCUCGUAGCAAGUCUGCACAUUUACCACAAAAUUACCCUUUGUAUAUUUUUGGUAUUAAUUGAUGUGUGCAAAUAUAAAACAUAUGAGAUGAUUUCUGUUGAAUUUACAGACUUGAAUAUCAAAUUCUCUGCUUUAAGGUUUCUGGGCUUAUGUAUUUAGAAGUGCUGUAAUUAGCAGAUUGAGUAGCUUUGUGGUGUCAUGAAGAAGGCGUUUCUAGUGUUUCUUUCUUUAUUUAUGUGAUCAAAUCCACACUAGUGUCAUUUUUUGUUAAUUGGGUGAUCUUAUAGUUUUUCAUGCUGCAACAUAUUUAUCCUGUGUUGAUUCACAAAAGCUUGAAAGUGUCCUUUCAGUCCCCAAAGUGCACUUAGGUCUGCAUCCUUACAGAGCAGACCAAAAGAUGGCAGAAACCUUAUGGGACCAGAUAGUUUUCCUGAUGUAAGUUGUGAAAAGCUAUUAGUGAUGCUUUCAUUUUCUGUGUAUGCUUUGUGUUUAGGUCAUACGAUGAAGUUACAAAAAGAAGUGUUUGAUGAAGCUUUCGUACAGUGCUGGUGAGAGGUUUUCUAACAAUCAACAUGGGCGUGAUUGCCAUUUUCAUUUUGGACUUUUAAGGAUUUGGUUAAACUGUUCUUUUUUCACAGUGAAAUUUUUAGGCAACAAACAGCUUUAAUGAUUUAUACAAUUUAGAAUUGGAAAACAAGAUUGAAUUUUCUUAAAGGGUUCUAAAUUGUAAAUAGAGGCUUAUAUAUACAUACUAGACUGCUCUUUUUGGAGAAUUGUUAGCAUUCAUUUAAAUUGGUUGGUUUCCUCGGACGGACCCGGCUUUUAAACCUAAUCCAUAGUUAGUGUUGAGGUCAGGACCGUUGCAGAAGCCUAGUAUUAGUCUGCUUCAUCCAUUUAAGGACCUGUUGGAAUACCUGGUUGUGAUAAACUUUCAGCUAUGCUUAAAAGCCAGAUCAGUGCCUGGGUGCCAAAUAAUUCAAAUGAUCGCUUCUUUCAAGAAUUGUCCAAUAUCCAGCCUGCAACUCCUUAAGGGACAUUUAUCCAAUUAUAAGUGGGGGUUUAUGUAUAGUUCUGACUCUGCAUGAUUUAGAGAAAAUCCUCAAUAGAUUCAAAAUUGCACAACCGAUUUUAGUGUAUUAAAAAUUGUUUAAUAUAACCAUUUCACUGAUAAAAAUGUAAGUUAAAUGCAUCUUUAAAAACUGCAAUAUGAUGAUAUUUAUGCUCAUGUUGGAUGUAUGUAAACAUCUGGUCAGCACUCUCAGUGCAGUCAGGUGGGUAGCUCAGACAAAUGGCAUGAAAGGGCACAAAAAAAACUCUACUUUGUAGUAAGACUAAAUGUUUUCUUGUCUGAAUUUUGUCACCAAAGAGAAUCAUUAUAUGUUUUGUUUAUUUUCAAUAAUUUAAAAAAGACUUCAGUCAUUGGUUGGCUCCAUGAUUUAAACAACUUGUUCCAGACCAGUACGAAACCAGUCUUGCUUCAUUGCACUAUUUAAUGUUUUGUUUUUUUUCUUUAGUUCCGAUAUAUAGGCUGACUAUUGCCACUACUGUCAUAUUUAGAGUUAUUAGUAUUAAACAGGUGCCUUUAAUUCUCUUAAGGUUGGAUUUUGGUGAAAAUUCCCAUUUGGAAAUCUGUGGUGAAUUUACAAAAUUCUUCAGUAGAAAAUUGUCUAAUUGUAAUUUUGUUAUCUUUGUUUCUUCUGAAGCUUCAUGUCUGCUGUGUUAUAAAUAUAGACAGCCCCAUUUUGAAAACUUUUACCUUUUUAGUUACUUCACUCAUCUCAAAAUACCUGGAUGUUAUAUUUGGCAUGCAAACGGGGUUAGAUCACUCAUCAUGUUGCAAUACAAUAGUUGCUGGUAAAAGUCAUCCAUCCAGGCAUCCUUGUAGCUUCCUUUCUGUCAGAGCAGCAGUUAUUCACUAAUUACUGCUUAGGAAAAUUUAAAGCAGGUUUCCAAAAUGACCAUUUGCCAAUUUCAUGGAAUCCUUGUGAAGUAAGUCUGGUAUUCAUGAUCAUUUUACCACCCUCGGUGCCCAAUGCUACACACACCUCCUAGAUGUCCAUUAUCCAUUACUUGACUGGUCAGAGCUAUUUUCUGCAGUUUUACAGAAUUAUUCAGACUCUGAACAGGGUCUUAACUCUACUCGGUGUCUUCUGUUUAAUUUCCCUGGCGGUUGAUUCAACACGUUUCAUAGAAAUCAGGAAAAGUCAAAGAAUUUUACACCGUUAACAUUUGUUUGUGCUAUCACAAUACCCGUUUACUCAAAAUUUUUUUAAAAUUUGCACAUGGCAGCUUUGGCGCCUCUGAAUUAAUGAUGCAUUUAUGUUUGCUUUGUCUGUUUUUGUAAGAUUGUCUGUCCCUUUGUGCUUGAUUACACAUACAUGUUAUUUUGUUUAUUUUGCAUGUUCCCUAUGUAGCUUAUACAAGACCCGUCCUGAAGAUGGAACCAUGGAUUUUUCAGUAAUGGCUGUGUAGUACAGUGUUGUAAAGAACUUUUGGUUUUCAUUUACAUAUAAAAUAAAGCUACCGAUAAUCAUGUUUUGUCUAUUUUUUGACACAGAAUGUAAGCAGGAACUCCACAACUGUGCCAAAAUAAAUUGUUUACGCCUUAA
Molecule: messenger RNA, 4385 nt
Organism: Girardinichthys multiradiatus
Lineage: Eukaryota; Metazoa; Chordata; Actinopteri; Cyprinodontiformes; Goodeidae
Gene: arfgap3
Product: ADP-ribosylation factor GTPase activating protein 3
Exons: 16
Coding region: 113-1714 (533 amino acids)
Biological process (GO): COPI coating of Golgi vesicle
Molecular function (GO): GTPase activator activity
Source: RefSeq, a predicted model, not a curated record